AUGCCACCGAAAAACAAGAAAAACACAACAGCAUCAUCUUCCUCGGAAUCAGAUGAAAUCACAAUGACUCAAACAGGAACAGGUCUUCACUUGGAUUGUUGGCCAUAUAAUUUGUGGGGUAAAUUAAAGACAGAUUUUACAUAUGGUCCAUUGGAUAGAUUUAGACCUUUCCAAUCGAUGGUUUGUUUAACUGAUGGAUGUGUCAAUAGACAUAAGAAGGAGGGUGGAUUGGAGGUGAUUCCUGGAUUUGCCUCUGUGUGUGAAAAGUAUUUUCCAGCAGUGGAUCUAAAAUUGAGAUCAGCAAGUGAAAUGAGAGCUAAAUCUCCUUGGGUUAGUUCAUAUCAUUUGAGAUUUAAUAAGGAGGAGGAUAAACCAUUAUAUGAAUUGGUGAGGAAAGUUCAAAGAAUUCCACAAAAUUGGAAUCCACCACCUGCUAACAAUACUUUAGAUCAAUUGAAUAGUGCAGAUGAAAUGGUGGAAUAUGUGAGGAAUAUUGUAAAGGAGCAUGAUAGAUUGGAAUAUAUUCCAAUUAAGAAGGGUGAUUAUAUAUUCUUUGAUAAUAGAACAGCUCAUAGAAAUUCAGAUGCCAAUGAUAUGAAUAGACCUAGAUCUGUAUUUUAUCAUGCUUACAGUUGUGCUCACAAGGUCAAUUAUCAAACAAUCAAGCAAUUGCAAGAAAAGAGAAAACGUUUUGAACAUCCAGAUGAUUUUGGUACUAAAUUCAGAAUGGAACAACAAUUUUUAAAACCAGAAAAGGAUCUUGUACCAUUAACCCCACUCGGUGAAUGUCUUUACAAUGAGCAACCUUAUCAGAAUUUGUUGACUGUUGAUGAUGAACAUCCAGUUAGUGUGAUUGAUCAGAUUUUACAAGAGAAUGAUCACUUCCUCACUCAAAGACAUAUUGAUUUCUUCCAUAGAUUUGGAUAUGUAGUUGUGGAAAAUAUUGUAACAGAUGCUGAUUGUGAUCAACUUCUUGUAGAAUUAUGUCAUUAUUCCACUCUUGCAGGCUGUCCAAUUAGUGUCAAUGGUAAAUCAGUUUCACAAAAUCAAUUCGCAAAAAUUGGAGGAAAUUUUGGAGCCAUGGUUGAAUUCUACUAUUUACCAAUGCAACAACAAUUGAGAAUGAGUCCAGCUCUCUACACUGCGACUGUCAAGCUAUUAACAAAUACUUGGUGUAGUACAACUCCAAAUGCUUGGAAUGUUCCAUACGAAUGUCCACUAGCUCCACACAUUGAUCCUAGAAAGUUAUGGCUUUAUGUAGAUAGAAUGAAUUUCAGAUUACCUGAUCAAUAA
Molecule: messenger RNA, 1293 nt
Organism: Naegleria gruberi
Lineage: Eukaryota; Heterolobosea; Eutetramitea; Acrasida; Naegleriidae
Exons: 1
Coding region: 1-1293 (430 amino acids)
Source: RefSeq, a predicted model, not a curated record